UUUCCGGCUGCAAGUUAUAAAAUACCAUUGCUCGAAGUGUUGAAGGGAAACAUUAGUUUGCAUUGUUUUCAUAGUGUUUGUUUGUUUUUUUCAUCUAGCGAACUCCUUAGAGGUUCCAAGUUAACCUCUUUGGUCACUUUGUUAGUUUGUUAUUUUGUUGAACUGUUCUCAUUUUAGUUGGCGAAGUGCCUAAAAUGCAAAACUACGCAGAUGCUAUCAAGGAGUAUGCAGAGAACCAUGCGACUGGUCUCACGGUUGCCCUUGUAACAGGGGUAGGCCUGCUAGCCUUGCGAAGAUGGAUGGCAGGAGGAGUGUGCAAAAGCAAGGCCAUGCUGGAGGGCAAAACCGUGCUGAUCACUGGAGCCAACACUGGCAUUGGGAAGGAGACGGCCCUGGACAUGGCCCAGAGAGGAGCGAGAGUGAUCCUUGCCUGCAGGGACAUGAACAGAGCCCGCAUUGCAGCAGAUGAGAUCCGACAAAAAAGUGGGAAUGGAAACGUGGUAGUAAAGAAGCUGGACCUCGCCUCGCUGCAGUCCAUCAGAGACCUGGCCAGAGAUGUCCAGGGGACAGAAAGCCGCCUUGACAUUCUCAUCAAUAACGCAGGUAUCAUGAUGUGUCCUAAAUGGGAGACAGAGGAUGGUUUUGAAAUGCAGUUUGGAGUCAACCACUUGGGGCAUUUUCUCCUCACCAACUGUCUCCUUGACCUGCUGAAGAAGUCGGCUCCAAGUCGCAUUGUGUUGGUUUCCAGCCUGGCGCACGAAAGAGGGCACAUUCACUUUGAUGACAUUAAUCUGGAUAAAGACUACAAACCUGAAGUGAGCUACCGCCAGAGCAAACUCGCCAAUGUUCUGUUUGCUAAAGAACUGGCAGCAAGACUGAAAGGCACCGGUGUGAGCGUGUACAGCCUCCACCCCGGGGUCAUCCGCACAGAGUUGGGCCGUUAUUUGUUACCCACCCUAGCUCUGUGGAAGAGGAUUUUAGCCUCUGUCUUCAUGAAGAUUGUAAAAAAUCCCUGGGAAGGAGCCCAAACCACCAUCUACUGUGCUGUUGAUGAGAAUGUGGCGAAUGAAAGCGGCCUCUACUACAGUGACUGUGCCCCUAAAACGCCGGCGCCACAAGCUCUGGACGACGAUGCUGCCAAGAAGUUGUGGGACCUCAGCGCGUCCAUGGUCGGUCUGGCCUAAACACGGCAGCCACCCGGGUCUGUCUGCCCUUCCCUGGUGAUGGCAUUAGCAGCCUUGUUUGAAUGGAUCAAACAAUAAUAAUGAAUUUUCGUAUCAUUAUCAUUGUGUCAUAUGCUGAGGGCCAUUACGCUAAUUAAGAUUUUGAUUCUUUUUAUUGAAGAGCUGCACAACAUUUUGCACUAUUCUUUCAAAGCUUUUUAUACCUUGGUGGUUUGUUUUAUAAUAUAUAUGCUAAAUAUUUACCUAUGCUGUGUUUUUGUAUGUAAUCCAAAAAUGGUAUUAUAAGGUAAUUAUUCUUAACAUUUCCUCUGAUUGUUUUAAUUUCCACUAAGUAUGCGCGUGAGCGAUAACAAUUACUUUUUUCUAUAAAUCACAAGACACUUCUAAGGUUUGAAAGACCACUUUUAUUUAUGGCAUAAAAAAGCAGAAUUGCUUUAAUUGUUUUCUAACAGCUUAAAGUCACUACAUUCAUGAAAUCAUAGGAAGCUAAAGGUAAAGUGUGCAUCAGGAGGGCCGAAGUGUUACAUAAAGGAAGUGGCCUUUGACCCCCGUCCUGAUAACCAUGAAAGGAUUGUUACGCUUCAGAGGAGAGAUGAUCCGGCACCAGGUGUAGGGAGGGAGUGGACGCCUCGGGGGCUCAGAGCAGUUAGGAUGUACCCGGUCAACCCAGAAGACACUUCAGCUUACAGAGCACCCCUGUGUGUGUGUGUGCGUGUGUAUUACAUUAGAGAUGAUUUUCAUGUAAUGCACGACGAGGAUGUUUUCAUAUCGACAUCGUUUGAGUUGAAACUUCCUCUGUGUGAAUUUGUCUGUUAAAUAUAUGAACAAAAGAAUGUAGAAGAAGCCACCAACACUAACAUUUUGGCAAUAAAUGUUUUGAAAAGUGACUUUUCUUCUGGUUAUUUACAACUGGAUAACAACGCAGAGAAUCUUCAUAUUUAUAUCUGUAGAGUAUCACUAUCAGGUUUUCAUAUGAGGUUUACAGCACAUUUAGAGACAAUACUUUGAGUAAAAAGAGCAAUUUAGCCAAACUUGAAUGACAACAAUGAACUUUUUCAUAUCAGGAUUUUCACGUAUUUGCACUUCAAACAUCCAGUCAUACUUUUAUACAAAAAACAAGUUAAUGUCGCACAACAUCAGAUUUGGAUUUAUUUUUUGUACAAUUUUUUUAAUUCUUUGUUACAGUCUUCUUACUAAGCUGUAAUUAAAGAGUAGAUGUGAAAAGUUCCAGGGUGUGAAUAAUCUGUCGGAAUGAAAAUAUGUAACACCUUGGAGUUUACCUACUUCAUUUUGUCCUCUCCUUAGAUGUGUCAUCCUCAGUGCUCAGGUCAUGGAGGAUACUUGUCAUGCUGCAUCAGGUCGGUUUCUAAACUUUAAGCUUGACGACACCACACCUCAGUACUUUAGCUAUGCAAUUAACCUUUUUGUUAAAUGUCUCUGUGGUAGGCCCCCCAAAAAAGGCAUUGAAUCAUUGAAAAAGAGUUUCGAGAAAUCACAAGACAUUAGGCAAUACAACCAACAUUAGAAUGAAGACCAAUUUAAUUCUCAAUAGCAUUUUAAAACUUUAAGUUCUAGUUAACAACGUUUUGUGAUGUAGUUGCAAAACACGUAAAACAUGAUCAUAACGAACCAAAUGGCUCAAUUACCCAUCAAGCUCCCCGGCUCAGAUGUUGACUCCUCAGUAUCAGUAGGUAG
Molecule: messenger RNA, 2879 nt
Organism: Menidia menidia (Atlantic silverside)
Lineage: Eukaryota; Metazoa; Chordata; Actinopteri; Atheriniformes; Atherinopsidae
Source: the annotation of a GenBank genome assembly